Messenger RNA from Pipistrellus nathusii (Nathusius's pipistrelle), 681 nucleotides. Lineage: Eukaryota; Metazoa; Chordata; Mammalia; Chiroptera; Vespertilionidae. The record is from the annotation of a GenBank genome assembly.
AUGUCGGAGACAGCCCCCACCGAGGCCGCCACCCCGGCGCCCGUGGAGAAGUCCCCCGCCAAGAAGAAGGCAACUAAGAAGGCAGCGGGCGGGGCCGCGGCCAAGCGCAAGGCGUCUGGGCCGCCCGUGUCCGAGCUCAUCACCAAGGCGGUCGCCGCCUCCAAGGAGCGCAACGGGCUCUCUCUGGCUGCGCUCAAGAAGGCGCUGGCGGCCGCGGGCUACGACGUGGACAAGAACAACAGCCGCAUCAAGCUGGGCCUCAAGAGCCUGGUGAGCAAGGGCACCCUGCUGCAGACCAAGGGCACCGGCGCCUCGGGCUCCUUCAAGAUCAGCAAGAAGGCGGCCUCCGGCGAGGCCAAGCCCAAGGCCAAGAAGGCGGGCGCGGCCAAGCCCAGGAAGCCUGCGGGCUCCACCCCCAAGAAGCUCAAGAAGGCGACGGGCGCCAAGAAGGCCGUGAAGAAGACCCCCAAGAAGGCAAAGAAGCCUGCAGCUGCCGGUGUCAAGAAGGUGACCAAGAGCCCCAAGAAGCCCAAGGCCGCUGCUAAGCCCAAGAAGGCGGCCAAGAGCCCUGCCAAGCCCAAGGCUGUGAAAGCCAAAGCCGCCAAAGCCAAAACGGCCAAGCCCAAGGUAGCCAAACCUAAGCCCACGAAGGCCAAGAAGGCGGCUCCGAAAAAGAAGUAG